AUGGGUAGAUUCUGGCCGUUGGAGUGUCGCUCCAUGAAGGAACUCUUCGGCUGUGCAGUGGCCAAUAUGAUUUUUAUAAUAUUUGGACUUGUGUUGCUCUACUGGACGAUCUGUCGAGACUUGCCAGACAUUUUUAAAGUGGACAAUACGUUGGUAAAGCUGAACGUACAGAUUGAUGAGAUGCAGCGAGCGGCAGAGACUUGUCACGCUGCGCUACUCCAGUGGGAAAGGACCGUCGCACAGGAGCUGUGCAUGCCUGUGGGUAUUGAUAUGGCACUAUUGCUGCUGAACACGUGGUUACUACUACAUUACCAUAGACGAUGGGCGAGAUACCUCAUGGCGCUGAUGGCGGUGAUGUUUGUGGUGGAUGUGCCUACCCAACUGUAUGACGCCACUUUUCCAGCACCGGAGAUUCACAAGAUAGACCCAACAUUCGCCCUGUUGGAUGAAGAACUGCUAGUUGCUUUGGAUGGGAAGAAUUUGAAGCCAGGAGGAAGCGUUGGUUGGCAGGAAACGUGGCCGUGA
This is a messenger RNA of Phytophthora infestans T30-4, 525 nucleotides long. RefSeq lists its product as uncharacterized. NCBI's taxonomy places the organism in Eukaryota, Oomycota, Peronosporomycetes, Peronosporales, Peronosporaceae. The transcript has 2 exons. The record is from RefSeq and is a predicted model, not a curated record. The coding region runs from base 1 to 525 and encodes 174 amino acids.